AUGUUUCGCACACUCUUUCGUAGUGCCCUCUUGGCUCCUAAGAAGGAAGCAUUCCUUCGUGACAAGCCACAUCUUAUUAUUGGAACCAUUGGUCACGUUGACCAUGGUAAGACAACGCUAACGUCAGCCAUUACAACUGUACUUGCGAAGGCUGGUAAAGCAAGGGCACUUGAUUAUUUCGCUAUUGAUAAAUCACCAGAAGAAAAGAGCCGUAAAAUUACUAUCAAUGCAACACAUGUGGAGUAUGAAUCAGAGAAACGCCACUAUGGUCAUAUAGAUUGCCCAGGUCACAUGGAUUUCGUAAAAAAUAUGAUUACAGGUGCCGCCCAAAUGGAUGGUGGUAUUCUCGUUGUGGCAGCUAAUGAUGGAUGUAUGCCACAAACCCGUGAACAUUUAUUAAUUUGUUCACAGAUUGGUUUACCUGCACUUGUCUGUUUUAUUAAUAAAUGUGAUAUGAUGCAUGGACAGGAAGAUAUGAUUGAAUUGGUGGAGAUGGAGGUACGAGAGCUUUUGGAGAAAUAUAAGUUCCCUGCUGAAGAGACACCAUUUGUUCGUGGAUCUGCUGUAAAAGCUUUGGAAGGUGAUGCUGAGAAUGAGGCCAAAAUUGUGGAACUUAUUAAAAAGUGUGAUGAGUGGAUCCCAGACCCACCACGAGCUACUGAUAAACCUUUUCUUAUGGCCAUUGAACACGUCUAUGAGAUUGGAAAAGACAAGAAGACUGUUAUUGUGACUGGACGUGUGGAUCAAGGACUUAUGAAGGUUGGUGCGGAUGCCGAACUUUCAGGCUUCAGCGCCAAGAAGGCGACCGUAAAGGUGAGUGGGAUUGAGAUGUACCACCGAACACUUGAUGAGUGCAUGCCAGGUGACUCCGUUGGGGCGAGUAUCAUCGGUACGGGCGACACGACAAGUUUGUCUAAAGAUAAUGUGGAGCGCGGUAUGGUGCUCUCCGCACCGGGUGCCACCACUCUCUUCAACCGUGUCCGCGCGCAGGUGUACGUCCUCACAAAGGAAGAGGGUGGUCGACACACAGCGUUUAGUCCACAUUACCGUCCACAACUCUUCUUCCAUUGCGCUGAUGUCACUGCGGAUAUUAACUUCCCGGAGAGUGAGAAACUUGCGGCGGAGCUGAAUAAGAAGUAUGGCCGUGAUGCGGAUGAUCAGAAGAAGAAAGAAGCGGAACUGCGCGAAUUUGAAAAGACUCUCGUAUGUAUGCCAGGUGAUAACCGUGAACUCGUUCUCACCCUCGCAUACCCGAUGCCAGUGGAGAAGGGACUGAAGUUCACCAUUCGUGAGGGCAAGAUCACUGUUGGAUGGGGUGCCGUCACCGAUUGUCUGGCGCUUGACCCAAAGGUAAGUAUUGAAGGCGUCAAGCAGGCAAAGCCAAUGCCAGGCAAGCAGAAGAAGAAGAAGUAA
Trypanosoma theileri is the source of this 1413-nucleotide messenger RNA. RefSeq names its product elongation factor TU. The record is from RefSeq and is a predicted model, not a curated record. Gene Ontology annotation, cellular component: mitochondrion. Bases 1 to 1413 code for a protein of 470 amino acids. Gene Ontology annotation, molecular function: GTPase activity; GTP binding; translation elongation factor activity. Gene Ontology annotation, biological process: mitochondrial translational elongation. The transcript has a single exon. NCBI's taxonomy places the organism in Eukaryota, Euglenozoa, Kinetoplastea, Trypanosomatida, Trypanosomatidae.